CUCAUAAAAACCAACAAGGCUUCAGGUACCCUCACCUGGGACACCCAACUCUUGGAUCAAAGGUGCAAGGACUUGCUCACUUCAAGAAUCCAGAUGCUUUCUUGGAAACCAAGAAAAUGAGUUUUUGUCUUCACAUUUACCCAUGAGGUAUCAUUCCUGCUGUGCUUUCAUUUUGUCCUGGGUCUAACCAGACAACCUAACAAAUUCUGACCCCAGCAGCUGGGAUCCCAUACCCGGAAGCCCUUGGUGACCACCACAAGGUUCCAUCAUACAUGAAGCUUUGAAAACCAUUCCUGCAUCUCUUUAGGCAGAGAUCAGGGCAUUGACAGAAAGCAUGUUCAAACAUCUCCGGCAACAGUUUGUCACUCGAUUUUUUGGGCGUUCUCGGCAAAGAGCAAGGCUGGUCUCCAAAGAUGGCAGGUGCAACAUAGAGUUUGGCAAUGUGGAGGCACAGUCAAGAUUUAUAUUCUUUGUGGACAUCUGGACAACUGUGCUUGACCUCAAGUGGAGGUACAAAAUGACCAUUUUCAUCACAGCUUUCUUGGGGAGCUGGUUUCUCUUUGGCCUCCUGUGGUACGUGGUGGCCUAUAUUCACAGAGACCUCCCAGAGUUCCACCCUGCUGCCAAUCACACCCCCUGUGUGGAGAACAUCAACGGCUUGACCUCAGCUUUUCUGUUUUCUCUGGAAACUCAAGUGACCAUUGGGUAUGGCUUCAGGUGUGUGACGGAACAAUGUGCCACUGCCAUUUUCCUGCUGAUCUUCCAAUCUAUACUUGGCGUCAUUAUCAAUUCUUUCAUGUGCGGCGCCAUCUUAGCCAAGAUCUCUAGACCCAAAAAACGUGCCAAGACCAUUACGUUCAGCAAGAACGCAGUGAUCAGCAAGCGGGGCGGGAAGCUUUGCCUCCUAAUCCGAGUGGCCAAUCUAAGGAAGAGCCUUCUUAUCGGCAGUCACAUAUACGGAAAGCUUUUGAAGACCACGGUCACUCCAGAAGGAGAGACCAUUAUUUUGGAUCAGACCAAUAUCAACUUUGUAGUUGAUGCUGGGAACGAAAAUUUAUUCUUCAUCUCUCCACUGACAAUUUACCACAUCAUCGAUCACAACAGCCCCUUCUUCCCCAUGGCAGCGGAGACGCUUCUCCAGCAGGACUUUGAGCUAGUGGUGUUUUUAGAUGGCACAGUGGAAUCCACCAGUGCGACCUGCCAAGUCCGGACCUCCUAUGUCCCCGAGGAGGUUCUUUGGGGCUACCGUUUUGCUCCCAUUGUAUCCAAGACCAAGGAAGGGAAAUACCGCGUGGAUUUCCAUAACUUCAGCAAGACAGUGGAAGUGGAGACCCCUCACUGUGCCAUGUGCCUUUAUAAUGAGAAAGACGCCAGAGCCCGGGUGAAGAGAGGCUACGACAACCCCAACUUCAUCUUGUCAGAAGUCAAUGAAACAGGUGACACCAAAAUGUAGCAGUAGCUUUUCAACACAAGUAAAGCGAAGCCUGUGAGGUACCCAGUGACUGUGAGCAUCGUGAAGCAACAAUUUGGAGGUACGAAAGGAAGGGCGCCCUCAGAGUCUACCAGCACAAUGACCCCCUGAGCCACAUAACCAUGAUCGGACGAGACACAGAGCUCUACAAGGCUACAUACUGGAACUUGCGAUGCAUUUACAGAAAACUGGCACAUGGGCGCUACAGAAGCUUACCUGGAAUCUUAAAUGUGAUUAUUUGAGAUUGGUAUUGAAGGGAACAGGCAGAAUCAUCAAAAGUCUCAUGGAUGGGCCAAACAAGAUAUCCAUAAAAAUCUCUCCAAAGAAGUCAGGAGCUUUAAAUAGGAUCAAGGAACAAUAAUACUAUCAUUGUGAUUCUACCAGUAAGAAAGACUCCACUUUUAUUUUAAUGCUGACUUUUAUCAAUGGAAAAAUUGUCUCCUGAGUUAGGAGAGGUGAACUAACCCAUGGAUGACAGUAAGGAAGACUGUGACGCAAAGAACAGUUCUAGGGGAGGCUAAUGCCACACUCCAGAAUCUCCACAAAUGCCUUCCUGUAAGAUGGAACACUUGAGUUGAACAUAGUGGUGUUAUUUCUUUUAAUCCGCAGUGGAUUGGUUAAGGGGCUACAGAUCUGUCAAAAGUGUAUUUCCUGCUUUUCCAAGAGGGCAAUGAGGAGUUGGAAGGUGCAGACUCCGUCUAGCAAGGAACAUACUGCUAGUGCUGCUGAGAAGAAAAAGUUUAUACUGAAAUGCUAUUUCUAAAGAAAAAGUGGGAAAGAAAAAGAAAUGGGAGGUGGCCCCAGAGUCA
Messenger RNA from Nycticebus coucang (slow loris), 2280 nucleotides. RefSeq names its product potassium inwardly rectifying channel subfamily J member 1 (gene KCNJ1). NCBI's taxonomy places the organism in Eukaryota, Metazoa, Chordata, Mammalia, Primates, Lorisidae. The record is from RefSeq and is a predicted model, not a curated record. The coding region runs from base 335 to 1453 and encodes 372 amino acids. The transcript is spliced from 3 exons. Gene Ontology annotation, cellular component: plasma membrane. Gene Ontology annotation, biological process: regulation of monoatomic ion transmembrane transport; potassium ion import across plasma membrane. Gene Ontology annotation, molecular function: ATP-activated inward rectifier potassium channel activity.